Molecule: messenger RNA, 5571 nt
Organism: Besnoitia besnoiti
Lineage: Eukaryota; Apicomplexa; Conoidasida; Eucoccidiorida; Sarcocystidae
Exons: 2
Coding region: 1-5571 (1856 amino acids)
Biological process (GO): positive regulation of GTPase activity; endoplasmic reticulum to Golgi vesicle-mediated transport
Cellular component (GO): endoplasmic reticulum membrane
Molecular function (GO): GTPase activator activity
Source: RefSeq, a predicted model, not a curated record
AUGGGCUGCGCCGGAGUAGACGACACAUUGAAGCUGUUCAUUUGGUCUUUCCUCACCUCCGCAGCCGUGCGACGCACGCUUCAAAACUCCUCUCUCGAUUCCUCGUCGCCUCCUCGCUCGUCGGCUGCAGAGGCUUCUCGCCUGUCGUGUCCCCUCUCUGCUCCCGCGUCCUCCUUUUCCUCGCAGAACUGCGCUGUGCCGCAGCGCUGUCUUCGCCGCCGGUCGCCCCUUCCCUCUCGUCUGGUCGGAGGCUCCUCCGGCGAUCGCUGUGAGGCCUCCCGCGACUCCGCUCCGGCGGGCUCCAUCGCGGAGGAGGGCGACGCGCCUGCGCGUCCCCUCGCCCUCCCCAUUUCCUGCUUUGAAGCGUCUGCUUCCGCCUCGAUGGAACCCUCGCGCGGGCGGAGGGCCUCUCGCCGGGCGAGGGCUUCAGGCGACAGCCCCGGAGCGGGCGCUCGGCGCGGGCCCUCAGAAGAGACAGGCGGUCUCCGCGAGCCAGGCGACGCGGCCGCGUCCGCUGACGAGGUGGACCGGGGGUCUCCGCAGAACUCGCGAAGCGAUCGCAGGCAAGCCGCCACGCAGGAAAGCCGGCUCUGCGAGGCGCCGGGAGUCGGCGAAGUCGAGAGGGUCGCGGAGACUCCAACGCGGCUGCAGCUGUGCGCGACCUGGGCCGCCGAGGAGGUUGCAGCCUCGGCGGCGCCAGGCGCGUCGCUGGAAGCGGCCGCCGCGAGGGAAGCGAAGGCGUCCGCGCAGAAACUGCGAAGUCGCUUCUUCGAGCUGCUGGAGGAAAUCGCGUUCGACCGGGAUGGAUUUCUCUGCAGCCCCUUCCGCGCAGUUCUCUUCCCCAUCUUGACUGGCUGCGCGUCCCCGUCCCGCGCGGCGCUGAGGCUCGUCGCCUUCCUCCGCGCGCGGCAGCUCGUCCUGCGUGAGCUAGAAGAGGCCAGCGGAGAAAGGGGAGAUUCGCUGCGGAAGGCGAGAGAGGAAGACGCGACAGAAACCCAGCAGCCCGAGCAAGAAGGCAGCCGGCUCACGCUAAGAGAGAAUAGAGGAGAGAACGUGGGUCGCGGAGGCGCAGACGUCCCGUCAUCCCGCAACGGUACCGGGCACGGCCGCGCAGCAGAGAGCCACAGAAGACGGAGAAAGCGGGCAUUCGUAAUCGAGGACGAAAAUGAAGAAGAACUGCAGGGGAAAAAAGAAGAAAGGCGUUACGACGAGCGAGGCGAAGAGGCUCGCAAGAGAGUCGCUGCGAAGCCAGACUCUGCGGGGUGCCGCAUGCAGGUCGCGAGCGCGUUGGAUCGCCAGGCAGAAGGAACCCUGGAAGGGAGGGUGCUUGACGCACCGCAAGGGAGGAAACGGCACGCCGAGGACAUGGAAGAAGAAGAGGCCGCAGGAUGCAGGCGCAUCACCGCGAAUCGCGAUGCCGGUGGAGUCUCGCACUCCCAGGAAAGACACGCAAGCGACACCCUGCGAGCUGAGCUGUGCAGAGACACCCUCGUCGCUCUCCAGUUCUACAUCCGCCUUUCCGCGUUGUCUGCCGCGUGUCCCUCAACCCGUGCGACCCUCGCGUCUGCGGGUGAAGGGGCCGCAGACAGGAUCCAGGGGCGGCCUAACGCCGGAAGAGGGAACGAGGACGAAGAGGCGCUCGUCCGGCUUCUGCAGAGGCCCGCAGGCGAGAAAGAAGGCGCUGCGCUGCUGCUUCUCUGCCUCAGCGAGGCCUCCCCCCGUCGCCCGCCUCCGUCGAGCCGCCGCGAGACACGGCGACUAUCCGCCACCUCGGGGUCGGUUCCCUCCCCGUCUCCACGCGCUCUCAGCGCCGUCGCCGGCGGCUCCGCUGCCUUCGACGAGCAGGCGGCUGCCUGCAAGGAGGCAGAGGAGACUGAGCGACGCGGCUGCGAGACGCUGCGGGCGCUGAAGGCCGUGGGAGUUCGUAGGGGCGUUGCGGACUCAAGCCCCCUGCUGGCGAAGCUGAGGACGCCGGCAGCAUCGUCUGCCACGUCCUCCUGUUUUCUUCUCCCGGGGUUUCCGCUUGCGGCCAGCGCGAGCCACGCGGCGGACUGGACGAUGGAGGGCGAGCUGCUGGCGGCGCCCGCGGAGCGUGAGCAGAUCGCGAAGGACGUUGCGCGCUCGAUGCACCAGUGGCGGAUGGCGGAUGAGCCUGCGUGGGAGGAAGAAGAGAGACCGGCGUCCGUCGAGUUCGUGGAAGAAGAAAACCGACUCGGAGAGGCGAGGGCGUGGGAAGACGCAGAUACGCCGCGCGAAAAUGGCGCGGCGGAGGCGACGCACGCGUUGGUGGGCGCCGGAGGGGCAUGCGCCGAAUCAGCUCGAAGGGGUCAGGCGCGGAGGCUGUCAACACAGGCGACAAGAGGUGGGGCGGACGAGCGCGGUGAAGACCAGGUUGGGGACGCGACGUGCCUGCGAGACGCACUCGAGAAAAUUCUCCUGUCCGUCGUCGCUCGCCAUAGCGGCCGUCUCUUCUACACGCAAGGCAUGCACGAUGUCGCCGCCGCGCUGCUUCUGCUCCUGAUCAACGCCGGCAGAUUCGCCCUCGUCGUCGUCUCGGCGCCUUCCGCGAGUCACGCCGCGGCGUCGUCAAACUCUCUGAGGUCCGCCGCAUGCGUCUCUGCAUCCGCCGAACUUGCAUCCUCCUCGCUGAAAUCUUACGCGCCCGGUCGCCAAGCCUCUCGCGCCUCGUCUCUGGCUGCGUCCCCUGCUCCCGUCGAGUGCACGUUUCCGCCGUCCUUCGCCUCGCUGACUCGUCUGCGCGCGCCCGCGUUUCGCAGUUUCCUCGCGCGGCACCCCGCGCUGGCAACCCACCUCUCCGAGCUUGCUUUUUCGCUGACCGAGCGUCUCUGCGUGUUUCAUCUCUGCGACUUCUUCGCGGCGUCGCUGGACGCCUCGCUGCUUCCUUCGCUCGCGAUCCUCUCGCUCAUUCUGCGGCGCGUGGAUCCCGAGCUCCACGCAGUCUUCCUCUCCGCCUCGCCUGCCUUCGCCGAGGGCCCUCGCGCGGCCGCGCACGCGGGCGACGCGUCUACGGACGAAGAGUCGCUCUCGGGCAAGGAGGAAGAGGCAGCUGGCGCCCGUCGGUGCGGUGCGGGGGCGGCGGAGACCGGGCGCGCGACGGGGAGCGAUGACGUGUGCUUCCCAGACGCGUUUGCGAGCUCGACAGGCGCGGAGCUGCAGCCCUGUACGUCGUGGCUGAUCACAAUCUUUGCGCAUGCCUUCUCGUCCUUUCCUGGGAUGUGCCGCGUGCUGGACUGCUCGCUGGCCGCGCAUCCCCUGUUUCCGCUCUACUUCGCGGCGACGGUCAUCUCCCGGCAGCGGCGCGCCAUAUUCCGCGUCUUCGAGGAGACUCUGGUCUCGCCGCUCUUCGCGCCGCUGCCGCCGCGCGUCGCGCAGGCGCUGGCAGGGAAGACCGCGCAGCUCCACGAAUCGCGAAGCCGCGCCGAGGAGGCGGGCGGCAGGGAUUCAGGGGGAGGGCAGCGAGGCGAAGAGGCGGAGGCGCCGCGGCACCCACUUGACGGCGAAAGCGUGGCGCGGGUGCUUCUGGAGGACGCGCGGGACCGCUGGAGGCGAAGGCGAGAAAGCGAAGAGAGAAAGAGGCGGCGGCCCGCCGGGGGGAGGAGGUCAGGAGAGACGCUUGCCAAGGCCGGUGAGGCAGGCGCCCCUCAAAAGGGUGUGGAAGAGGAGACGCUGCUGGCGGCCGUGCGGGAGAGCCUCGGCGAUGAGGUCUACGUCAAGCUCCACGCGCUGAUUCAGCACAUCGACUUCGACGCGUUGCCGCUGAACGAGAUCCUUAGCGACACCCGCAGGGCCCUCCGCGACUCUGUGCCGCCGGAAUCCGUUCUGCGAGAGGCGAGGCGUCUGUGCAUCCGCCUGCCGCCCUUCUCUCCUGUUUACAACUUCCCGUUUCCGUGGAUGCGGCCAGGAGGCAGGUCUCAGCGCACCUGUGCCUCGCCCGUCCCUCCCUCUGCGUCGACGCAGCCUUCGGCCUCUUCGCCGCCCUCCUCUGCGCCCGCCACUUCCGAAGCGCCCGCCACUUCCGAAGCGCCCGCCACUUCCGAAGCGCCCGCCGAUCCGCGGCGUGCGAGUCCGAUGCGUGCGUCUCUGGCGUCUCGCAUAGCGGGACACCAGCGCGAGGGCUGCGGGGAGGGCGACGGCGUCCUACUUACUGCGCACGCCCUCGACUACUCGCCGUCGGUCCUUGAGCAUCUUCCGGUUCCUUCGCACCUCGCGUCUCUCUUCUCCCGCCAGCGUCGCGACCUGCGCGCAGAGGCGACAGGCGGCGAGCCGGGAGGCGAAGGCGAGGCGCCCGUGGAGGCGUGCGAGGGGGGCCCUCGCGGGCGUUCGCCCUCUUCGGUGGAGGCCCUGGGCGCCGUCGCGUCUGCGGGCUCCCCGCAUGACCUCACAGACCUCUCUGUGCCGCACAAGUUCCGAAAAAAGGAAAGCCGUAAGAGGCGAAGCGGCGCCUCUCCUCCGGUCUGCGCGUCGCCGCGCGCAGGGUUGCCUUCUGCUGUCGCUGCGCUGUCUGCCGCACAGGCCGCGACAGAGCGAAUUGCCGACGCAUCGGCCGAGGGAGAAGAGGAGACGCGCAGGCGGGCGCCCUCGCACACAGUGACGCCCCCCCUCUACCUGUACGUGCCUGUCGAGUCGCGGCCUCCCGCACUGCCGCGAGGCGGAGCAGCAGACGGGAACAGUGCGCGCAGGCGAGACGAGGAGAGUCCGUUCUACCCGUCGCGCUGGACGCGAAUUGACAGGCUGCAUGCGAAGAAGCGACGCGCAGAGGCGUCUGCGAUGUGCGACGAGGCGCCCCUGAGCGGGAGAGUCCCUCAGCUGUUUGGUGUCCGUGCGGCCGUUUCCUCGGGCGCGUUCCUGCUCCAGCAGGCGACGACCUGGGUGGUGAGAGCGGCUUUUGUGUUUUUUCUCAAGCUCCUCUUCGCCGGGGGGCUUCCGCGCCCUGCCGCGUGGGAGCGCGAGGCGACCCGCGCUGCGAGUAAGCCCCGCCAGAGUGGUGCGUGCGCGCAGAGACCGGCAGAUGCAGGAGCUGGCGGACGCGCGAGGGAGAGCGCCAGGAGGGGAGAGCGGCAACCGGCAGAGCCCACAGGCGCGGCGGCCGAGCCUCCUCCUCGCAGUCGAUCGACGCGGAGAGGGACAUCGGCAGGAAAUCCAACGGAGGAGCACGCAGACGCGACAGGCGCUUGCAGAGCGCCAGGCGUCCGCUGGGCGUGGAGAGACGCGCUCAUCCGAUCCCAGAAUGCGCUUCUGCGUCGUCCCUUCGGGCGUGUGCACGCGGUAGAAAAAAUCCACGAGGGGGAGGCUGUCGCCGUAGAGAGGCCGAAGGCCCAGAGCGAGGCCCUGAAGCGGCGAGACAGCGGAGGGAGAUGGAGUGCGUGGUCUGCUCUUCGAGAGGUCCGUGGCUUCGCGCAGCGCAUCGGUCUGUUGUGGAUCUCCCUAGCUCUCCUCGUUCUCGUUGUGGCCGCGGUCCAUUUUGAGAGAGCCUCGUGGCAGCCGUCGUCGCUUGCCGCCUGCUUCUCAGCCCUCAUCCGGCGUUUGGACUCCUUGUUCCCGUCGCUGUAG